Molecule: messenger RNA, 2533 nt
Organism: Polypterus senegalus (gray bichir)
Lineage: Eukaryota; Metazoa; Chordata; Cladistia; Polypteriformes; Polypteridae
Gene: sh3bp1
Product: SH3-domain binding protein 1
Exons: 18
Coding region: 47-2047 (666 amino acids)
Biological process (GO): signal transduction; regulation of actin cytoskeleton organization; regulation of Rac protein signal transduction
Cellular component (GO): cytoplasm; intracellular anatomical structure; cytosol
Molecular function (GO): protein binding; GTPase activator activity
Source: RefSeq, a predicted model, not a curated record
GUGAGGGCAGUGCAUUCAGUACAACACAACCUUCUUGAAUGGAAAGAUGUUGAUGAAAAAGCAGUUUAAUCGCAUGAAACAACUCGCCAAUGUGGGGAGAGUACAAGAUGCAACAGACCUGCUUUGUGAUGAUUUGGCUCAGGUGGAGCAGAGGUUGGAGCCCACCAGAAAAGCUUGCCAGAUUGUUCACAAAAAACUAACUGGCUGUUUACAGGGCCAGCCAGGACUGGAUAUGGAGAAAAAAAUGAAAAAGCUGCCUCUAACUGCUCUAGCAGCAGGCAUGGCGGAGAGCUUCAAAGAUUUUGAUGUAGACUCCAGCAUCAGGAAAGUACUGGAAAUGUGCUGCUGUAUAGAAAACAAACUGGCCAAGGAACUUGCUGAAUAUGAGCUGCAGAUGGAAAAGGAAGUUUUAGAGCCUCUGAACAAGCUAAGUGAAGAAGAUUUGCCAGAUAUUUUGAGGAAUAAAAAGUUAUUUGCCAAACACAGCUGUGACUGGACAAAUGCUAAAAACAGACAAGCCCAGUCAAACUCUGGUGCGCAGGCAAAACUUGAUGGCCUAAGGGAAGAAGUGGAAGAGACUUGGAGGAAAGUGGAGCAGAGUAAAGAUCAAUACUCGGCUGACUUAUACCUUUUUGCUACCAAAGAGGACAGCUAUGCCAAUUAUUUUAUGCGCCUUUUAGAACUACAAGCAAACUACCAUAAAAAUUCGUUGCAUAUCUUAAAUGACAUUAUUAGUGAAGUCAAAGAAAACAACAGCUUUGCAGGUUCACCGUUGCAAAGCCCAUCUCUGGGCGUGUAUGGUGUUGCAUUAGAAACACACUUGCGGACGAGCUCUCGUAAGAUUGCCCUGCCUAUUGAAGAAUGUGUCAAAAUGCUACUGACAAAAGGAAUGAAGGAAGAGGGUCUCUUCAGGUUAGCUGCAGCAGCUUCCAUCUUGAAGAAGCUCAAAUCAGGACUGGACAGUGGAAAUAUUGACCCUACAGAGUUUUAUUCUGAUCCACAUGCAGUUGCAGGUGCCUUGAAGUCAUACUUGAGAGAACUUCCCGAGCCAAUAAUGACUUUUGAACUCUACAAUGAGUGGUUUAAAGCUUCAAGUGAGAAAAAUACAGAAGCAAAGCUGGAAAUACUCCGGGACAUUUGUAGAAGGUUACCAAGUGAGAAUUAUGACAACCUGAGGUAUUUGGUCAAGUUUCUUGCUAAAUUAGCCGAGCUGCAAGAAAUCAAUAAAAUGUCUCCAAGCAAUAUUGCUAUUGUCCUUGGUCCCAAUUUACUGUGGCCACAAAAUGAAGGGGACACAGCCACCUUGGACAUGGCUUCAGCAUCCUCUGUGCAGGUGGUCACAGUGAUUGAGCCUCUUAUCCAGCUAGCUGACCAACUCUUUCCUGGAGAGAACGACUUUGAAGAAACACAAAUGCCAGAAGCCAUGAAUACCAAAGUUUCGGAUGAGAUGAGUCUGUCUGCACUAAACAUCAAGGAGGAGGUUCCUGUAGCAGAAGCCCCACCAAUGCCACAGAAGGAAACAAUUUCAGACAGCUUAUCAGUAAGCACAGCAAGUUCCAUAGAAAGCAACACUAUUCCAAUUAUAAAGUCUGGAUCAAUAAGCAGACGGACGAGCCAAUGGGAAAAAAGCCCUGAUCGGAAUCAUUCUAAAGAAGAGCCAAUAAAGCAGGCACCCACACCUCACACAGAAGGGCCGAAAACAACACAAAAUGUACCAGUAACAUUGACAACAAAGCCUAAACCUUCCAUUGGAUCCGGAGCAUCGCCAAAGUCAGCUAAAAGAGGUGUAAUGCAAAAACCAGCUCUGAGUCACGCCAAGUAUCCCGAAUCACUACCAACGGGUAAGGCUGUCAACCGGAACCUGAGCCUUUCUAGACCCCGAGGGCAAAUGAACAGCCCAGUUCCAUCAAACAUCUCCAGGUCAUCAUCUUCUGUUCAAGAUACAUCUACAGCCAGGAAGAAAAAAACAAUUGUGGGGCCAAUUAAAGCUCCAAAUAUUCCACCUCCUUUGCCACCAUCACAAAAGACAGUCAGCAAACAGAUGUAAUCGUUUAUGUGUUAAUGAUCCCCACUUCGGAUUGUCCUGAGAAACAAAAGGCUUGUUGAGUUCAUACAGAUCUGUUUUUCAACGCUGGAGAAUGUUUUUCUCUUGUUUUCUGAGUUUAUUGUAAAGCCACACCAUAUCAAAACAUCUGGAUCUGAGUUAGUCACUUAGAACAUCAGGUAAAAUAUCGCACUGAACUCAAAUUGCUUCUAAAAAGGCAAGUUGUGGUUGUCUUUAUUAUACAGUCAUCAGUACCAUAAGAUUUACUUAAUAAAUAUGCAGAAUUUCCUCAAAAUACUAGUAUUGUACAGUGUCUUAUAGAAUGUGUUGAUCUUAUAUGUGUUUUUUACAUUUUAUUAAGUGUCUAACUCAGUUAAUAACAUUCAGUAUUUAUAAUGGCUUUUUGACAUUGUCACAAAACUGCAUAAUGUUAAAGUCUAACGAAAUGUCUUGACUUUUUUACUCAUAAUUAAAAAAAAUAUUAAAGUA